AUGACAACUGCUGGGGAGUACAUUCUAGUUGUGGUCAACGGAAUCGCCAUCGUAGCAACUGUUGUCGGUGGCCUUCUCACCAUACUAGCCAUCCGGACACGCCCGGACCUACGGAAACUGGUCAACGUGCCUCUGGUUAGCCUCACUUGCACAGACAUCCUCUUCAACUCCAUAUUUUCCCCAUUUUGGAUCCAGCAGAUUCUAAACCCCCUUUGGGAGCCUCCGCCAGCCCUGUGUUGGUUGAUAGGCUAUAGCUCUCCCGUGCUACUGGGGGCGUCCUUAUGGCACAUGUUGUGUAUCGCUCUUCAAAGGUAUUUCACGAUCUGUACCAACAGUACCCGUCUGAAGUCCAAGCAAGCCCUCACCAUCAUGCUCUUGCUCACAUGGUCAGUCCCCAUCCUUUCUUUCUUGCCUAUUUACGUCGUUGAGGAAGUUAAGGUGGACCCGAAGCUGAAACGGUGCGCGGCGGGAAAUUCUGACAAAUUCUGGUUAAAGCUUCCCCCGGCCAUUCUAAACAUGAUAUUCCCGUACAUCGCUGCCCUUGCCUUUUACAUAAUCAUCCAAAACCACGUGAGGAAGAGUAAGAAUCGUGUUCAAGCUCAUGCACGCGGCCCCACAAACCAUUUGGCAGUGCAGUACUCGAAGUCAGGGGGCGGCGGUGUAGCUGUCCCUUCUACGAGCGCGGAAACCGACAAGGUGACAAAGCCGGUUAGAAACCCGUCAAGUGACGAUGAGCCAGCUGUCAAGCCAGAUAAACCCAAAGUUAGUGUCGUGCAGAUUGCUUCAGCAACCAGCACGGGUAAACAACAGGGCAAAACAUCCUUACCAAGUAACGAGGAACGAAAAGGCAAUGAGCCUGAUAAAAACAAAGGCCUCGUCCCAACAACCACCAUAGUGUCAGACCAGGCUGGUACAAAUAAAGGACCGCAGCGAGCUCACGUUGUCCCGAGAAACAGUUCUCAAAACCACAACAGUGCCGCUGACAGGCAGAUCACUAAAAUGAUGAUGUCCCUCUUUGCCGUGUACACGCUGUGCAAUGUGCCCAUCACCGUGAUGGUAGUUUUCUCCAGUAAAGUUCCAGCCGAUGCCUUCUCUGUUGCCCAGCUGCUAGCCUCGUUAAACGGUGUUCUAAACCCGAUCAUAUACGGCGUUAUGAAUAAGAACAUUCGGCGGGGGUACAAGCACAUCUGGGACCGCGUGCUCAACUUCAGAACAUGA
Messenger RNA from Branchiostoma belcheri (Belcher's lancelet), 1218 nucleotides. RefSeq names its product alpha-2C adrenergic receptor-like. The coding region runs from base 1 to 1218 and encodes 405 amino acids. Lineage: Eukaryota; Metazoa; Chordata; Leptocardii; Amphioxiformes; Branchiostomatidae. Gene Ontology annotation, molecular function: G protein-coupled receptor activity. The transcript has 2 exons. Gene Ontology annotation, cellular component: membrane. The record is from RefSeq and is a predicted model, not a curated record. Gene Ontology annotation, biological process: G protein-coupled receptor signaling pathway.